Camellia sinensis is the source of this 1630-nucleotide messenger RNA. Lineage: Eukaryota; Viridiplantae; Streptophyta; Magnoliopsida; Ericales; Theaceae. The record is from RefSeq and is a predicted model, not a curated record.
GAAAAUUGUUCAUUUGUGGCAGUUGGAACGUUUAAAAGUUUGAUUAAUGAAUUGUUCUUCAGAUUAUUGAUAGAAUCUUACUUAAACAGGGCAGAAAAGAUCAAAUCUUUCUAGUACAUUUGUUGUCUACCCGUUUAUCUGUCUUAUACUUGGGGAUAAAAUAUUAAAUUGGGGAGGCUUCUCCUGCUGGAUGACCAGGGAACAAAAUGGACAAUAAUUUUCUUCCUCUUCGUCUUAUUGGAAAGCAUCUUCUUGUUUUUCCUCUUCUUCAUAUCCUUUUUAUCUCGCAUGCUUAUCUUUUGUGAUUGCAGCUCUAUAGAAAAGGAAUCAAGGUGACUGUUGUAUGUCCUGGACCGAUAAAAAUGUCAAGUGUUCCUGAAGCGAGCACCUCUGGCCAAAAGGGCUUUUCUGAGAAGCGUGUGUCAUCAGAGAGAUGUGCAGAGUUGACAAUUAUUGCUGCAACCCAUGGACUAAAGGAAGUCUGGAUAUCAUAUCAGGACACCAUUGCAGCGAGUUUGGGGAGUACUUUGGUCAAACGGCAAAUUUGGGUUCAAAGGUGGGCAUUGAGGCCUGUACUUGCAGUUAUGUACUUGGUGCAGUACAUGCCAACCAUUGGCUUUUGGCUUAUGGACAAGGUAUUAUCUAUGCUCCCAUCAUUAAAACAUUUGCCUUGUUCUAGAUGUGCAAUCAUCACACAAAAGCCUUAAUAAUGUAUGACAUAUUAGGAAAUUAGGGCCUAAGGUUGUAUACAAUGAGAUUUGUGGUGGAUUUAUGGCUAGUAGAGCUUCUAUGGUUGGGGUUUGAAUUGGUAGAUGAAAGGUUUGAUGGUUCACAGAAGGGGAAAGGUUUAAAAUGGUUCAAUCUUCCGAGUUGGAAGUUGCUGGAUUUUCAAAUAAAGGGCUUAUUGUUUGUUAAAUCGGAGGCCAAUAGGACUGGGCAGUUGGCCUAGUAGUCCAUGUAGCUGUCCCUUUGGACAGUGAGAAGGUUAGAUGUUCAGGGUUUGAGUCCAUGGAGCGACGGCGGCCCUUUUGUUAUAAUCUAACUCAUUAACCCCCUAACAUCCUAUCAUAUGGCAAAAAAAAAAAGAGAAAUUUUGAGGCCAAUAGGUAGGGGAAAAGUUUGGACUUGAUUUGGGAGAGUUUUGAGCUGAAAUCAAGGCUGUUUCGAGGCUGUGAAUUUGUAACCCGAGAACAGUGUCUUGAAUCUCUUGAUUGUUGCUCAGAGAAUAAAGAAAAGAAGGAAAGAAAGUGAAAAAUGGUGAGGGCUUUCCCUCCCAAGGGUUAAAACAAAAUCUCAUAUAAGAACAAUACGAAAAUCUCCAAAAUUCAAUUCUUCAUUGAAAGGAAAGAUCAGUUGCACAUAUGUAUGAACUUAUACUAAUAGGACUAGAACUUCAAAUUAGGAAACUAAUAGACUUUGAUUAUUUAGGAUAUUCUAGACCUAUUAUAGACCUUGCAGAUAUAUAUGAGCUAUACUAAUAGGACUAGUUGCAAGUGUGUGCAUUCAAAGCUUGUUUGGUUGAAUCUUUGAAGAUAGGUUCCUAUCUGAAUGAACCUUUUCCAGUGACUGGUUCCAACUACAUAAAUGAAACUCAAGGUGAUUGGCUUGUUUAAACUGAAAAUUUUAAUAU